GGCGUGACCUCUGGCCCGGAAGUGCAGGUGGUUUGUGUACACUGGAGGGAAGAUGGCGGAGGGCGCGGAGUCGGUCGCUGGGCCCGAGGCUGAAGCGGGCUCCGGUCCGGCGGAGACCGGCCACGCCGCAGCCAAGGCGGCCAAGAGAGGCCGCGGGCGGCCGAGGCUGAGCGACAGCGACCGCAUGCGGCAGCGGGUCAACAGCCGCAAGAAGUACGACAACCGGCGCAUCUACAUCGGCGAAUCGUUCGCGGUGUGGGCGGCGCUGCGGGAGCGCUACGGCUGGUCCGACAAGCGGCUGGCGGAGCAUCUGGUGCAGUUGGAGCAGCGGCCGAGCAAAUCUGGAGCAGAACACCAGAACUCGAAAAUUAAUUCGUCACAUAAAGUAAGAAAGCAUGCAGUUAGCUCGUUGAAGACUCUGGUGGUGUGGUAUGAGCACCAUAAGCAGACAUGCAAGCAGGAACCAUUGUUGUAUGAACUGCAACAGAUGUGUGACUGCUCGGUGGCUGUGGUGUGGCAGUGUGAGGCAGGCCACCAGUAUCUACACCACAUGGAGCCUGUGCAGAACACCUGCCAUUCCCCUGCUGCUGAACCCAUCGUCAAGAGCAAGCUGACCAUCAGCAACUCGGAGGAAAAUCUGAAUCAGCAACAGUGCGUUGUGGAGAAAAAGAAGAGCAAGACCAAAAGGAAUGCAAUCAGAAAGAAACCAGGGCAGCCCAAUGAAUUGUACAUGAAGUGUGAAUCAGACACGUCGACUUGUGAUGAAUCUGAUUCGGAUCAGAAAUUCAAGGAAUAUUUCAAUGUGAAACUCAUUGAUGUCGAAGCCAAUCAACCCAGUUACGGAGGUGGAAAUGAAGUGAAUGGCAAGCCACAAGCCUUGAGUUCGGGAGAGGAAUCUUCCAAAGUGGAAGGGCAAAACGGACAGCAUGAGAGGACUGCGAUUGAUGAGCCAGCAUCUUCAUGCCAAACUCAGUCACCAUGCAGGAAUUCCAUUGUUGAAGACAAUACCCCUUCGUUGGCAGCAGAGCUUCCUACGUUGAAUACUCUAGUACAGACUGUUGGGAAAGAUGCACUGUACUCCUUAACUACCAAUUGCCCUGUAACUGUGCAGAUUUCUACGGUACAGAGUUCAGAAAUCACCAGCAUUACAGAAGAAUUUGGACAAGUGCCCUUGGACACUGCACAACAAGUAAAUCCUGCUGAAUAUGAGGAAAUGACUUGUACUUUCUCAGAACAGUUGACCUAUGUAAAUCCAGUGGCUGAAUGCUACACCAUCGAGGAACAGAAUGAAGCUACAGAAUGGAAUGACCAUCCAGAUGUGAUAGCAGAGAGAAUGGUCAUUGAUGGCUCUGCCUUGCCUCCAGUCGAAGCAGGUGAAAAUACGCAGGACAUGCCACAUAAACCAAAGAGGAAAAAACGGGGUCAUGUUAUUGAUGCUGACGGGAUGUUUCAGCUGUUUCAUUGUCCGCAUGAAGGAUGCAACCAGGUGUACAUCACGUUAAAUAGCUUCCAGAAUCACGUCAACCUGGUGCACAGAAAGGGGAAAACGAAAGUCUGCUCACACCCAGGUUGUGGGAAGAGGUUUUAUUUAUCAAAUCACCUGCGGAGACACAUGAUCAUUCACUCAGGAGUGCGAGAUUUUAUUUGUGAAACUUGUGGGAAAUCAUUCAAAAGGAAGAAUCAUCUUGAAGUUCAUCGAAGGACACACACUGGGGAAACACCGCUCCAGUGUGAAAUCUGUGGAUAUCAGUGUCGACAGAGAGCUUCACUAAACUGGCACAUGAAGAAACACGACACGGAGAUACAGUACAACUUCACCUGUGAAUACUGUGGCAAGAAGUUUGAGAAAAUGGACAGUGUCAAAUUUCACAAGUUAAAAAGUCACCCUGAGUGUCAGACCAUGUGACUUGACAUUGCUGGCCUUGUACUGUUGUAGCAAGAGGCAUAUGCACGAAUCCUCCUCGACAAGGCGUAACAUUUGUGCAAGCACUGUUUAUUCAAACAUAAAAUUCUAUAUUUUCAGCUUCUCUAUAUUAAAUAUUUUCAAAUUGUU
Molecule: messenger RNA, 2053 nt
Organism: Amblyraja radiata (thorny skate)
Lineage: Eukaryota; Metazoa; Chordata; Chondrichthyes; Rajiformes; Rajidae
Gene: znf653
Product: zinc finger protein 653
Exons: 8
Coding region: 53-1906 (617 amino acids)
Biological process (GO): regulation of transcription by RNA polymerase II
Cellular component (GO): nucleus
Molecular function (GO): transcription coregulator activity
Source: RefSeq, a predicted model, not a curated record